Molecule: messenger RNA, 1774 nt
Organism: Pogona vitticeps (central bearded dragon)
Lineage: Eukaryota; Metazoa; Chordata; Lepidosauria; Squamata; Agamidae
Source: RefSeq, a predicted model, not a curated record
UUCUUCUGCCGGGCCCGGGAGCCUUCGCAACUGCCGUGGAGGCGACGCGGAGGAGGAGGAAGAGGAGGAGGAGGAAGACGACGAGGACGGCGGCGGCGAGCUGGAGUCUCCCCCGCGGGACCCCUUCCACGAGGACUCCGGGGAGUGCUCCUCCUACGCCGAGCACGCCAUCAAAGUGGAGUGUCCCCCCUUCGCCAUCCCUUUGCCGCCGGCGGAAGGUUUUAAACAAAUUAAUGCUCACACCAAUGCACCACCCUUAUUAUCUCAGGCUAAAAGAUCAAAAAAGCGCCAUGCAAAUUUAACACUGGACAAAAUGAUGGAGAAGUUUCUGCAACAAAGCAUGGAUACUGAAGAAAGGUUUUACAAAUAUGAAGAGCAGCGGCUUAAAAUUGAAGACAAGCGACGUGAAGCAGAGCAUGCUAGGGAGCUCCAGAUGUUGCAGAUGUUAGGACAGAUGCUAGCAGGAAUUUCUUCCACAGUGUCACAAAGGUCGCAAAGUAUACCAAGUAAUCCUUCACAGAGAUCAAAUCACCGAGCCUAUGGAGAGAAUUUUAACUAUAACUCUAUGACUACACCACUGUCGCCUCCCAUAGUUAUAGAGAGAUCUUUUUCAGUGCACAAAACACAUUCUAUAAAGGAAAUGGAGAAUAUAUUUCAGUUGGUGCGGAAUGUUAUUCCCCCUCUAACUGCCAAAAAACAUAAAGGCCAAGAUGGAAGAAUAGGAAUUGUUGGAGGAUGCCAAGAGUAUACAGGGGCACCGUAUUUUGCUGCAAUUACAGCUCUUAAAGAGGGUGCAGACCUAUCCCAUGUAUUUUGUACCAAAGAUGCAGCAUCUGUGAUCAAGUCUUAUAGUCCAGAGCUGAUUGUUCAUCCAGUUUUGGACAGGUCUGAUGCUGUUCAUGAAGUGGAAAAGUGGCUACCACGUUUACACUCUGUUGUUGUAGGACCUGGAUUAGGAAGAGAUGAUGUAUUACUUGAGAAUGCCAAGGGUAUUAUAGAAAAAUCCAAGGUCAAAGGAAUUCCUAUAGUAAUUGAUGCUGAUGGUUUAUGGCUUAUUGCCCAACAGCCGUCUGUUAUUCAGGGUUAUCCUCGAGCUAUUCUUACCCCAAAUGCUAUGGAAUUUAGCAGACUUUAUGAAGCUGUGCUUAGAGACCCAGUAGAUAGCAGCGAUCAUCAUGGAUGUCUGCUAAGGCUCAGCCAAGCCUUGGGAAAUUUGACAAUUGUUCAGAAAGGAGAACGUGAUCUUAUUUCAGAUGGAGAAAAAGUGUUUGUCUGUAGCCAUGAAGGAAGCAGCAGAAGGUGUGGCGGACAAGGGGAUCUCCUCUCUGGUUCUCUUGGAGUCCUAGCACACUGGGCCUUCCUUGCUGGACCAGAAAAAACAAACGGUCAAAACCCCUUUCUUGUGGCUGCAUUUGGAGCAUGCUCGCUUACAAGGCAGUGCAACAAUCAAGCUUUUCAGAAGUUUGGACGGUCUAUGACAGCCUCUGACAUGGUUUUAGAAAUUGGUGCAGCCUUUAAUAAACUCUUUGAAACCUAAGACCAAAGCAGCAGAGGAGGAAAAACAUAACUGACAGCAACAGGAAUCACAGUAGGAUGUCCAUUCAUGAUACACUCAUUUUCAAGUGCUGUUAGCAGUAUUGGUAUAGUAAGUAGUUUUUAUUUUUUAAAGAAAAUAGGGGGAAAAUAGGUAUUUUUUAAAGAGUUUGGAAUACAUUUUUGGCUGAAUACUGUAGUUGCAGAUGUUAUAAUAUAAUAAAACUAAACUGAAAGUGUU